Molecule: messenger RNA, 2894 nt
Organism: Rattus rattus (black rat)
Lineage: Eukaryota; Metazoa; Chordata; Mammalia; Rodentia; Muridae
Gene: Rasgef1b
Product: RasGEF domain family member 1B
Exons: 14
Coding region: 155-1576 (473 amino acids)
Biological process (GO): Ras protein signal transduction; positive regulation of GTPase activity
Cellular component (GO): plasma membrane
Molecular function (GO): guanyl-nucleotide exchange factor activity
Source: RefSeq, a predicted model, not a curated record
CGAGCUGGAGUUUCAGUAUAAACAAGGACCCCGACUGGAUCGGCGGGUUUUUCCUUUCUUCCAGCGUUCGACCCUUCCUGGUCCUGAGCUCUCCUUGGGGGCGCCUCGGUACGGCAUCCAGUAGGUGGAGGCUCAGAGCUGUGCGCGGGAAAGUAUGCCUCAGACACCUCCCUUCUCAGCAAUGUUUGACAGCAGCGGUUACAACCGGAACGUCUACCAGCCUUCAGAGGACAGCUGUGGGGGCCUGAACUACCACGACAAUAACCUCCUUUCUGGGUCCCUGGAAGCGCUCAUCCAACACUUGGUGCCCAAUGUGGACUACUAUCCUGAUAGGACAUACAUAUUCACCUUCCUGCUAAGCUCCCGGUUGUUCAUGCAUCCCUACGAACUCAUGGCCAAGGUUUGCCACUUGUGCGUUGAGCACCAGCGGCUGAGCGAGGGGGACGGUGAUAAGAACCAGACGAGGAAAAUUGCACCUAAAAUUCUUCAACUCUUGACAGAGUGGACAGAAACGUUUCCUUAUGACUUCCGGGAUGAGAGAAUGAUGCGGAACCUUAAGGACUUGGCGCACAGGAUGGCCAGUGGCGAGGAGCAGACGUACCGGAAGAAUGUCCAGCAGAUGAUGCAGUGUCUGAUCCGAAAACUCGCGGCCCUGAGCCAGUACGAGGAAGUCCUGGCCAAACUCAGCUCCACGGCCACAGACCGGCUCACGGUCCUAAAGGCCAAGCCCCAGUCCAUACAGCGGGACAUCAUGACCGUCUGCAGCGACCCUUACACGUUGGCCCAGCAGCUGACUCACAUUGAGCUGGAGAGACUCAAUUACAUUGGCCCAGAAGAGUUCGUUCAGGCGUUUGUGCAGAAGGACCCUUUGGACAAUGAUAAGAAUUGCUACAGUGAACGGAAGAAAACACGGAACUUAGAAGCUUACGUAGAGUGGUUUAAUCGGCUAAGCUACUUGGUUGCCACGGAAAUCUGCAUGCCUGUGAAGAAGAAACACCGAGCGAGGAUGAUCGAGUAUUUCAUCGACGUGGCUCGAGAGUGUUUCAACAUAGGAAACUUCAACUCCUUGAUGGCAAUCAUCUCUGGUAUGAACAUGAGUCCGGUCUCGCGACUUAAGAAAACCUGGGCCAAAGUGAAGACCGCGAAGUUCGACAUUCUUGAGCAUCAGAUGGAUCCGUCAAGCAACUUCCUUAACUACAGGACAGCUCUCCGAGGGGCAGCGCAAAGGUCCCUGACUGCCCACAGUAGCAGAGAGAAGAUUGUGAUACCAUUCUUCAGUCUCUUAAUCAAAGACAUUUAUUUCCUCAACGAGGGCUGUGUCAACCGUCUUCCAAACGGCCACGUCAAUUUUGAGAAAUUUUGGGAACUGGCCAAACAAGUGAGUGAAUUUAUGACAUGGAAACAGGUGGAGUGUCCGUUUGAGCGGGACCGGAAGGUCUUACAGUACCUGCUCUCAGUGCCCGUAUUCAGUGAAGACGCUCUGUACUUGGCUUCAUAUGAGAGUGAAGGACCUGAAAAUAAUAUAGAGAAGGACAGAUGGAAGUCUUUAAGGGCCAGCCUCUUGGGCAGAGUUUAGCACAAGGAAAAUGCUUCUGUUCCUGCAUCAGACGGACCCUGGAAGGGCUGGCCUUGUUUUCUGGCAUCCAGUACUAGGAACCGCCCGACGGACUGCAGGCAAGCCCAGCUGUCGAUGCGGAUGGGGAAUCCAUUUCCCCACAGCGGACAGAUUGACUUGGAUUUUUUUUUUUUUUUUUUGGAGACUGAAAUCUUCACUGAAGACACUUGAGAAAGAAUCCUCUAAGAGUCCCAGCUCUGCGUAUGAUUCAUCUUCUGGAAUUUCCACGUGAAUCACAGCUCUGCACCUGGAUGGAGUUUUCUUUUGUUUGUGGGUUGUUUUUUUUUUUUUUUUUUGGCCUGAACAUUUGUUGCUAAUGGAACUUACACAGCCGAGUGCUGGCUCUGUGGAAGCCCGUGUUUCUUUGUUAAUUUAAAUGAAAAAGGGGGAGAUCCCACUUCAGUUUUUGGAUCCCAGACCUCAGCUUGAACAGUAUUCCAGUGAGGGUACAAAAACUGGGUGGGGUUCUGCUGCAGACUUCCCUUUACCCCGUGCGGUAUUGUACACAGCCCUCCCUCCGCCACCCCUCUUCCUCCAAGGCUUGAGUUGGCUGCUGGCUGGCAAACUCCUUCUUACCCAUAUAAGUUAUUUAAUGUAAUAAUGAAGCUCAACACUGUGGUAGGAAAAUAACCACGGGGGCGGGGGGAGGGGGACGGCAGAGUUUGUCACUGCUGGAUCGCCCAUCCUGUGGGAAGGGACCGUGUUUUCUUUACCCUUCUGAGCUGUUUACAGCUGACUACUGUGUCCUGUAGAUGUAUUUUUCAGUAGGUUUUGUUUUUGUUGUUGUCCUUAACUUGGUUUCCCAUGAUGCCACCCCCAUCCCCGUCAGUGUAAAUGCUAUGACUUUAAGGGUCUUGCGGGGGGAAACACCCGUGACCUAACCCCAGUUGCUGUUUUUCACUAACUUAUUUCUCAUUAUCCUCUGGAGUCAGUUGGUGGCUAAACACGUAGACAAGGAAUACAUUUAAGAAAAGUCCCCUCCUCCCCCCGUAGCAGUGACCAAAUGAAAACCAGCUUGCUGGUGACUGAUCAGUCUUAACAUCUAAAUUAGGUCCGUAGUUGCUCUUCAAGCAGCCAUUGUGAUACUCUAGGAGAAACUUUGCAGUAGUGAUCCCCGCUAAUGGAAACGCACAAUGCCAAGCUCCUGCCGUGUUUGUUAACCCUUCUGACGCCAUCCUGAGGACCAGCAUGUCUUAACUGUGCAUCAUCUCAACAGGCCUGACCUGUCUCCAAGUUGUCCCUUCCCAAUGUCAAUACAUUUUACACUCUGCAGCCAGGA